AUGUCUGCCGCCUCCAAAGAUGGCUUCCUGGUCCCCGAGCUGGAUGAUUCUUCAGGCCAGCCGACGGAGGCGCCUCCUGCAUACGGCGAUGAGAGGAACCAGAUGCAUUUCUCACAGCCAGGCUUCGAGGCGGGGGCGGCCGUGACAGACGCCGGCCGUGUGAGCAUCAACAUCAAUACCAGGAACCGAAGGCUUGCCGACCUUCUCGCUCCGGCUAUCGAGAACCAAGUCAGCAUAGGCGCCCCUACCACACUCCCUCCGGCGUACAUACCUCCUAGCUUAGGUGGGCAACCUGGGCAGAAGCCGCCACCCAAGUUGAAUGUGGUCAUUCAGAUUGUCGGAUCUCGGGGCGAUGUGCAGCCCUUCGUGGCGCUCGGAAAGGUGCUCAAGGAGACCUAUGGCCACCGCGUCCGAAUCGCGACCCAUCCCACGUUCCAAUCCUUCGUCGAGCAGAACAGCCUCGAGUUCUUCAGCAUUGGAGGCGACCCCGCUGAGCUCAUGGCGUUCAUGGUCAAACACCCCGGGCUCAUGCCCGGCUUCGACGCCAUCAAGAGCGGCGAGGUGACGAAGCGACGCAAAGGUAUCUCGGAAAUGCUCGUCGGGUGCUGGAGGUCCUGCAUCGAGGGCGGUGACGGCCUCGGUCCCGCGCCGCCGCCAACAAAUGAAAGUCUGGACCUGUCGGCAGGUAUACCACAUGAUGAUGGCCGGGAUGCUUUCGUGGCAGAUGCCAUCAUUGCUAACCCGCCGAGUUUCGCGCACAUCCACGUUGCAGAGAAGCUAGGCAUCCCUCUUCAUAUGAUGUUCACUAUGCCGUGGACUCCUACAAGGGCUUUUCCCCACCCGCUGGCUGAUAUUCAGGCGUCAAAUGCCGAUGAUGUCUUGACCCGGCUCAAAGUGCCGUACACCUACUGUUGGUCUCCUGCUCUCAUCUCGAAACCCAAUGACUGGGGCAAUCACGUCGACAUUUCGGGCUUCUUCUUUCUCGAUCUCGCCACUUUCUAUAACCCGGAUCCGGACCUUCAGGCCUUCCUCGAUGCCGGGCCGCCCCCGGUCUACAUAGGGUUUGGCUCCAUUGUCGUCGACGACCCCGAUGCCAUGACGACAAUGAUUUUCGAUGCAGUCAAGGCCAGUGGCGUACGCGCUCUUGUAUCGAAAGGCUGGGGUGGACUUGGGGCUGAUGACCUUGGUAUUCCGGAUGGUGUUUUCAUGCUGGGCAAUGUUCCCCACGACUGGCUUUUCCAGAAGGUGUCAGCCGUCGUGCACCAUGGCGGCGCCGGAACGACUGCUGCGGGUAUCAAGGCCGGAAAACCCACGCUUGUUGUCCCGUUCUUUGGCGACCAGCCAUUCUGGGGUGCCAUGAUUGCCCGUGCUAAUGCUGGCCCGGAUCCUAUCCCCUACAAGCAGCUGACGGCCGAGAAGCUGGCCGAAGCUAUCCAAUUCUGCCUGAAGGCUGAGACCGUCCAGCAAGCCGAGACAUAUGGCGAGAAGAUCAGGGAGGAAAAGGGCACUGACGUUGGCGGACAAAGCUUCCACAGUCACCUGGACGUUGACGAUAUGCGAUGUUCGAUUGCUCCCAGUAGAACAGCCGUGUGGCGGGUAAGGAGAAGCAAAGUGCGCCUCAGUGCGCUGGCAGCCGCAGCGCUCUUCCAGGAAGGCCUCAUCAAAUACGAGGAUCUAAAGUUGUAUCAACCCAAAGACUACAAUACGGAGGCACAGCCCCCAGAUCCGAUAUCCGCAGCGGCCAGCUCGCUUGUGAUGGAUGCGACUGGCAUCGGCAUGGCAAUUGCGGACAUGCCACGAGAGAUGCUCAAAAGCAAGCCCAGGUCAAGUCCAAAGAAGAGCGAGGAGACUACCGGACCCCAGACGCCCCAAUCGGAGGCUGGAACUAGGCCUCAGACCAACGAGGCCGACGAUACUCCUUUCACUGCCGACUCCAGGUCUGAGCUGGGUCUGAUCGACUCCGACAAGACCAUGCAGUCCUCGACCGCCGGCCCCAGCUCAUCUGUCGGAGAUGCUGCAUCGACUCACACCGCUUCGAGUGAUACUACAGCUACAAGCGCGGCUCAUCCUCCAACAACAUCGAGAGCCUCAGGAGCGCAGCUGAACCAGGCGCUCAACGCGAGACGGCCCUCAUCACCCGUAGGUGAGUUCAGUCUGAAUGCUGCGGUUGGCGCAGGCAAGAGUGUUGGCAAGAUUGUGGGUACGGGCGUCAAGUCACCCAUGAACUUCUGCCUCGGGCUGGCGAAAGGUUUCCGCAAUGUACCGACUCUGUACAACGAUGAAACCGUGAGACCGGUGGAGAAGGUGACAGACAUUAGCAGCGGCCUCAAGGUUGCUGGGAAAGAAUUUGGCUAUGGUCUGUUCGACGGCAUUUCGGGGUUAGUGACCCAACCUUUGAAAGGCGCAGAGAAGGAGGGCAUGGGUGGUUUCGUCAAAGGAUUUGGGAAGGGGAUUGGCGGUAUCAUGACCAAACCUGCUGCCGGCGUCUGGGGAAUCCCUGCGUACACGAUGAAAGGUGUCCACGCUCAGAUCACCAAGUUAUUCACCCGCAGCAAUCACGACCACAUCUUGAUCUCGCGGGUGCUCCAAGGGCAACGCGACUUGAGGAGCGCAUCUGCCGAAGAGCGCCAGGACGUGGUCAGUCGGUGGAAGAGCGGAUCUUUCGAAAAAGACCUGAAGCGUUUCGAGCGCCUCCAAAAACGAGCCAAGGCAAGCCCCGACGCCGGGGAUGCUGCCGACGGGAACCCCGAGUCCUCCUCUCGUGCGUCCUGGAUCAACUCACGACGGUCAACGUUUGACGAGCGACUGCGGAGCGAGAAGCAGCGACUCUUCUCUCGGGCCUCAUCAGGAAAAGGGCCGUCGAGUGACGCCGCCGCCACGCUCGAAAGCAGCGGCGCAUCUAGGAUGGCACCGAUCCCUGAAGAUGCCGAGUUCGAGAGGGCCAUCCAGGCAUCGGUCCAAGAGACAUCCCGGGGCAAUGCCGAGGAGGAUGCUGCCAUCGAGGCGGCCAUCCGCGAGAGCGUGCUGGCCGUGCGGCAGCAAGGCGCGUUGCCCGAUCCGGUGCCCCGCAAGUCAGAGAAGCUGGAGAAAGAUCCCUCCAUCUUCCAGGACGAAGCGUUCCAGAUCACGGAUGAGGAGUAUCAAGAUCUCAUCGAGCAAACCAUCAGAGACAGCAUGGCGAGUCAUGCUUAUCCGGGCUACGCGCCCCCAGACAUGGGGGCUGCCGAGCUGGACUCAACCCCUGUGAUGCACCCCGAUAAUGGACAGCAAUCUGGCGUCAUGUGUGAUCAGGAUGAAGAGUUGAAGCGGGCCAUCGCCGCUUCCAGGAACACUCCUGCCUCGGACUUUUCGCCAGACGAUGCCGAGCUCCAGCAAGCACUAGAAGCUUCUAAGGCCGACGCGGAGAAGCAGCAGAGCCAACGCACGGAAGAAGACAUUGUCCUGGAGUACAUCAAGAAGCAGAGCUUGGCGGAGGAGGAGUAUAGGAAACAGCAGCAAGCCAAAGGCAAGGGCAGAGCGGAGGAUGAUGUGGACGACGAAGAUCUGAGGCGAGCCAUGGAGGAGAGUCUGAAGAUGAGUGGGCAGGAUACUUCGGGGCCCUCGGGCGCUUGA
Emericellopsis cladophorae is the source of this 3612-nucleotide messenger RNA. RefSeq names its product Sterol 3-beta-glucosyltransferase UGT80B1-like protein. NCBI's taxonomy places the organism in Eukaryota, Fungi, Ascomycota, Sordariomycetes, Hypocreales, Bionectriaceae. Gene Ontology annotation, biological process: carbohydrate metabolic process. The transcript is spliced from 8 exons. Gene Ontology annotation, molecular function: UDP-glycosyltransferase activity; hexosyltransferase activity. The record is from RefSeq and is a predicted model, not a curated record. Bases 1 to 3612 code for a protein of 1203 amino acids.